Synchytrium microbalum is the source of this 1194-nucleotide messenger RNA. RefSeq lists its product as uncharacterized. Gene Ontology annotation, cellular component: BRISC complex; BRCA1-A complex. Gene Ontology annotation, biological process: double-strand break repair. The transcript has 8 exons. Bases 1 to 1194 code for a protein of 397 amino acids. The record is from RefSeq and is a predicted model, not a curated record. NCBI's taxonomy places the organism in Eukaryota, Fungi, Chytridiomycota, Chytridiomycetes, Synchytriales, Synchytriaceae.
AUGAAGAACUCGACAUCCAGCUUGCCGAGUCUAAAUCAGUUAAAUGACCUCUCUUCAUAUGUCCCCUUCGUCCAGCCUCACAUCAAGAAUGUCUUGUCUGAUGAACGACACCAUUUUGAUGUUGGCAAUCCAAGACCAUCGUCCUAUACCCAUGAGACAGUCGGUGCCUGCACGCGAUUCGAUGUAAAGAUCUGGUUUUGUGGAGAAGCUCGUCUGUCUUGUGAAGUAUUCUAUGAUCCCUACGAUCCACAAUAUCCUCCGGAUGUGAUCAUCACCUCGUUGGCAAAUGACACUAGCUUUGUGGUGACUUUGGACCAGAUACAAUCAUAUAUGCAUUGGGAUGCUCUCAAACCAGACUGUUUAUUGACAAUGUUACAAAACAUACGAGGUCUAUAUUCGGAAUAUCAGAAGGCUCAGGUCGCCAAUGUGCAGGUUCCAAAGCUACAGUUUGACUGCAGUACGAUCCAACACAAUCCAGCUAUAGACUUUAUGAUUCUUGCUGGCGGUUCAAUGGCACGCUUUGAGAUACCGAUAAGAAUACCUCUGGAAGCUGAUGACAUGGCAGAGUUCUUCAAGUCACCGUUCGAGAAUCCUGAAAUCGAAGCUCAUGUUACCCUCACAUAUCAUAUGGCAGACUGUGAGGUACGAACAGUGGACAAAAAGAUUGAAUUGCCUGAAGCUAUUGAAAAGGAAAGAGAUAUGCUUUUCAAGAUGCCACCAUUUGAUCGUGAAACGCCCUUGGUUGACUUUAUAGAAAGCGUGGAGAAAAUCUUGAUAUAUGGUCGAGAUAUUAUCACACAACGGAAAGGCAGGAAGAAGAGUUUCAUGCAAGCUCUGACUCUGGCCUUCCAGGACCACUUGUUGGAGUACGAUGAAAUCAACUUUUCGGUCUGUGCGUUAUAUCUGGAACUUGCUGCACCCAAUGCUCCAACAAAUGCAGGAACACGGGAAGGUGCUCAUGCGUUUGUUCUCAUACACUUGCCGGAAAGCUUUCCUCGAACACCUCCCUUGAUAUUUAUGCUGCAUCCGUAUUUAUAUCGAGGAGAAGGGGGGCAUGCACCGUAUCAAGUGGAACUCAAGAUGCCAUAUGAUUUUAGGCAUACCAAUGAGCAGCUUCUCGCUCGAAUCAAAGGAUGCCUCAUGGAACAAAUACCACUUUUCAAUCUUGAGGCUACCAAGUCUGGUAAACCAUAA